UAUCGUCCCCACACGCCAUUCAAUUGUGAAACUUCGAACGAGACGCACGCGCUGCUAUAAUGGCAACCACCGGUUCUAAAGUUGCCCUUCACGUUCUAAACGCAAUUAGUUUAAUAAUCGGUCUCGCGAUCGCAUCUGCUUCAAUAUGGUUCUUCUGUCAAGUUAAUGAAUUUACCAGAUUGAGGAACAGUAAUCAUUACUUGCUCGACUACACCGUGUACUGGCCUCAGGCCAUACCGUGGCUAUUCUUCUUCGUGGCGCUGUUCGUUAUCGGAGUUUCGGCGUGCGGUUUCGCCGGCGCCCGGAAGAAAAGUCGGGGCCUGUUAACUGUGUAUAUUACGAUGUCGUCGAUAGUGAUACUGUGUUUGGUCGCCGCUGCCGUUCUCUCCUUGGUUUUUGCUGACAACAAAUCAACGGAUGACUUCGUCAAGGACACGGUAUGGGACGUGUAUUUCCAAGCGAAAAUCGACACGGAAGUAGCCGAGUCGUUUGGUGUUAUCGAGAGAAAGCUGCACUGCUGCGGCGCUGAUAGCCCGAGGGAUUACAAGAACUGGAAGUCUGAGUUCCCUAUGUCGUGCUGUGACGUAUAUUACCACGGAUGGUUGGAACCUUAUACGAUUGAUUGCGAAUUCACGAAUAAAUUGGCCAAUGAGAGGCACGGGUGUUCUACGGUCGCCGCUCAGUACGCGAGAAUUGCCAUCAAGGUUUUGUCCGCUGCGUCUAUAUUUACCGCGUUUAUUGGCAUAAUGAGUGUGGUGGCCGCUGUUAUGUUAUCAAGAGCGCUCGAGAAGAGAAACCGUCCACCAGUCCAGCACGAGUCAGAGAGCAAAAAGGUUUUACUGUAGACUAAUGACGUAAGUGUUUCUAUGUAAUUUGAUUACGUUAAAAUGUCAAACAUUGUAAUGUAUCUUUUUUAAAAACAUUCCAUGAUUUGAAAAUGUUAAAAGUAAUGGUUCAUUUAAAAUAUUUUAUGUUUCAAACGAAACAUGUUGAAUGACUUGUUUCGUAACAAAACGAUGUUUUUCCAUGACAUACAUAACUAUAAAUGUUCAAAACAGCUCUUAAAAUAUUUGUAAAACUUGUUCUAGCAGACAAAUGAUUAUUGCAUUACGUACAAAAUAUAACAAGAAUGUAUGAUUUUUCUGUAUAGAAGUUUUUCUUUUCUCGUCUGAGAAAACAAGUAACUUCAAUAUAUGAAGGCGUUAAUUCAACGAAUAAACAUUCAGCAUACAAUAUGACGGAGCUAAUAUCACGCGCUUACGUGAAAAAAUAUCUUAAAGAUAGAUGCAUACUGUUAAAACGACAUGCUAACAAUAUAAAAGCUAGCGAACGAUGCACAUACAUUAUUGCCACUACCAAUACCUCGAGUAAUAUAAUUACAUUGUUAAACGUCUUAAUUACAAAAGCAAUCAACCUAACAAACAGAAUACUUAUUUAACGUUUAUUUUGAUUGACAUUUCGACAUUUGACAUCAAUAAAAAUUAGUUUGUAUAUAUUAUUGUAGUCUCAUUAAUGACUGGUAUUAAUUAUGUUAAUAAAUCGAAAACUAUAUGAAAUUAUUGGACAUUAAAGAAUUAAUUGAAACUAUUUUUCGAUAACUUGUUAAAUAUAUAUACAUAAAAUACACCAAUGCGUUGUAUACACUCACUGGGGACAAGUAUAAUUACAUUUUUAUUCAACAGUGUGCGUUUUAGAAUAAUUAAUUAACUACAUGAGUCAUUAAUUGACGUGUCGUUUUAACAGUCUGUUUCUAGCAAUCUUUAAGCUUAAACAAACUCAAAAUGUGGGGUAUGAUUUUUUAAUAAUAGUAUUACAAAAUAUUUUACUGUCUUAAGACUGUUAAUUUAAUUUGAAUAAAAAAUAAGAUAUAUUUUUUUUAAAUAACAAAUCAUAUGUAAAUAAUCAUAAACAUGCAUGUUUAAUUAAGAAGGAAUCUAGUUUUUUAAUUAUUUAUUUAAUAGUUUUAGUCUAAUAGAUGAUAAGUAAUCUUAGUAAUAAAAUAGUUUAUAAUAUAAUCGAUUUGUUAGAAAGUAGGGCGUUAUGGGUUUUGUUGUCCCUCUCCAACUCAUUUAAGUGUGAGGGAGACAGAUGUAUACAGUACCUUGUAACAAUGAUAGUUUUAUUAAUAAAGUGUGGAAAAGAAUCUAAGUAAGUCUGGAAAUAUACGUAUAAUGGAUGUCUACAAGAGUCAAACUAUUGUACAGUGAUUGAUUUGAUGUUAUAUUAUUUUAUCUAUAUAUUUUUGUGUAGCCGUAAGUUUUCAUUGUGUAUAAUAGAUGAUUAUCUAUGUAUCUUGUAUUGUGGUUGAUUGGGAAUUAUUAUUACGUAUUUUAAUAGUAUUAUACAAAGUAUAAAGAUUAUAUUUAAUUAAUAAUUAGUACAGUUUUAAGUUCAACAUUGCAUUUUGCAAAGGUGAUAUGCUUUAAGGAAUCUUGUGUAUUUUUUUUUUUUUUGGUUGAUAAAAUGGCGCUAUUUUUAUGAUUGUUUUUAUUAUUUAAAUACAUUUAAGUUUUAAGUAACGAAUUGUAAUUUAAUGUAUUAUGUAUUAUCGACUGCAGCCACAGUGGUUAUGGAUAUUUAAUUACUUUUGUGAUAAUUAAUUACGUCGAUAAAUGUUUUAACUAAA
Messenger RNA from Vanessa atalanta (red admiral), 2626 nucleotides. Its product is annotated as 23 kDa integral membrane protein-like. The record is from RefSeq and is a predicted model, not a curated record. The transcript has a single exon. Gene Ontology annotation, cellular component: membrane. Lineage: Eukaryota; Metazoa; Arthropoda; Insecta; Lepidoptera; Nymphalidae. The coding region runs from base 60 to 845 and encodes 261 amino acids.